GCUUCCAUCAGGUGUUCUGUCUGCUAUUCAAGGGCCGACAUAUCAUAAGUCCGGGUCCCUCACGCGUAGUCGCAUGCCAGUCUUUCAUAUCCGCCAUGAUGAAUCUAUUAGAAUGGGAAACUGAAAUAGGAGGGACGUUCCGCAUUCACCGGGCUGUGACCAAAGCUAUGCCUGUCGGUACCAGGAUAAUAUCUGCAGAGCCUUGUGGUGUUUCUGCCUGGACGAAGACAGCAAAGAUUGACGUGAUACUUCCGGACCAAAGCUCAAAGAGCUACUUCCUCAAAUGCGCCACCGGCCAGGGCUCAAAGGCUCUAGUUGAAGGCGAAUACGAAUCUGCAUGCGCUAUCAACAACAUAGUCCCAGGUCUGGUUCCUCGAGCGACAGGAUGGGGAAAGUAUCUAGAUGGUAGCACCCAGGUCUAUUUCUUCCUUGGGAACCACCACGACAUGGACGUCGUGCCAGCCCCAGAACCAGCAAGCCUUGUGGAGAGAGUUGCUAGAAUGCACAUCGAAGGGAAAUCUCCAAGUGGAAUGUUCGGAUUCCAUGUACCAACAGUGUGCGGCAAGUUCGUGCGCACGACGAAAUGGGAGAAGAACUGGACGGCGUGUUUUACCAAUCUGCUCAACGAUGUGAUCAAAUAUGACAACGAGACCAACGGUCCUUGGCCAGAGUUCGAUGCUGCCUGCAAGCAGGUGAUCGCUGUCGUUAUUCCAAGACUCCUAGGUGCUCUCCAGUCGGAUGGUCGAAAUAUCGAGCCAGUGUUGAUCCACGGCGAUUUGUGGGAACAGAAUGUUGGCAUCGACAUGGAAACUGGCGACACAAUCUUGUUCGACCCUGGGUGUAUCUAUGCCCAUAAUGAGAUGGAGUUCGGCACAUGGAGAGCGUCCUGGGCCUGCCAUUUCAACUCUCCGAUAUACAUGCGAUUGUAUCAGCGCCAUAUCGAGCCGUCCGAGCCUGUAGAUGAGUGGGACGACCGAAAUCGACUUUACAGUAUCCAUAUAUAUCUGAAUGAUUCUGCGGGCCAUCCCGGUAAUAUUUCGAGAGCUACAGCUUACAACGACAUGCUGUAUUUGUGUGAGAAGUACGCACCGUUGGAGGGCCUAGGCACGUACCGUCCAGAGAAUGACGUUAGCGUUACUGGCGCCUACAUCGAGCACGAGACCACUAAGAUGAGCCAUCUCCAUCAUGCCAUAAACGCUUGAUGAUCCAUGUUUUACUCGGCAUCCCUACGCAUGGGCAGAGGUGGAGCUUAUACUUCGGUUGCAAUUCGACUGCGGACAUUCCCAAAACGUCGCGAUAUUUGAGGCCUCACCGACAUGGAAAGCUAUCGCGAUAGAAAAUGCUGCAGAGCUGUGAGCGCAUAAUGGCUGUAAUCGGGUCGUGCGGUUUUGAUACGGCCCAUCUUGGGCUUCGCGUGAUGAGGAACAGGUGCGUCCCUGAGCUUGACGCGUUGGAAAUGGGUACGCGUCAUGCGCUAGCCCGCGAAAUUGGGGUGGCAGGCACCACCCAAAUGAUGCAAUCGACUUCUUUUAGUUAUCACGCUCGAGUCUAAUGUACCUCUCUACAAGUUAAACUGGCUAUGUACUUUGGAAUUUUGACUAGUUUUGCA
Alternaria rosae is the source of this 1609-nucleotide messenger RNA. RefSeq names its product Fructosamine kinase-domain-containing protein. The transcript has 4 exons. The coding region runs from base 96 to 1202 and encodes 368 amino acids. NCBI's taxonomy places the organism in Eukaryota, Fungi, Ascomycota, Dothideomycetes, Pleosporales, Pleosporaceae. The record is from RefSeq and is a predicted model, not a curated record.